AUGUACAAAUUCGUUUUACUAUACAAUAGCACUUUCCAUGAGUGUUACGUUGGAAAUUUAGAGCAGAACUUGCUAGAAAUCAUCAGUCAUUCUUGCAAAAGGAUUGGCCAAUCUCCGUUGAAACACGAAGACUAUCCAUGCAUUCUGAAUGCAACAUACCAAAAGAUCCACGAUAAUUACAAAGCUCCUUGCGUGGUCGGCGUAUGCAGUUCGGGGAGCAUUUCUGGCAUUGGACAGAUUUCGGUCAUUACAGUUUGCUCUCUGGUGCUUCUUUUCGGGGCGCUUGCAAAUGGCGCUGUUGGCUUGUUUUUUGGUCAAAAGGGUCGCCGUACAAAAACGGACAUUUUUCUUAUAUCCCUGUCUCUUGCUGACCUGGUUGCUUGUGUUGCUGGUCCUCUAGAAAGUAUUAUCUCCUUUACAUGUCCGUAUACCAAGUGGGAGUUUGAUCAAACCAGCACCUACGUAAUUCUUCUUAUCAUUGGUGCUAUUAUGGCCAUUUCGUCGUGGACACUAGCUGCUAUAUCCGUUGAUCGAUACUGGGCAAUAGUUAGGCCAUUUGCAAGUCACAGAAUUAAAGACAAAAGAAGAAUGAUCGUAUCUUUGCUUAUAUGGCUGGUCGCUUUCCUGGCAAGCUACACGUUUCAGUUUAACGAAGACUUGGGUAUGCAUGGCUUUGUUUAUGACCUUUACUCAGGCAUUCUGGUCUGUGCAGCCUGGCUCGUUCCUUUGGUGGUAGUAGGUGUCAUGUAUGGCAUAUGCAUUAACCGACUGCGGAGGAGCAAUCUGAAGCACUCUCAGAAUGAAACAAUGAAGAGACGAAACGCAGAAAACAAACGGAUCAUCAGAAUGUUUAUCGUAAUCACGAUACUGUUUUUUGCAACUACAUUACCAGCAAUAGUCGUCGGAUUGGUGUACCCGGUAAGCGAUCAGUCAGGGAAGACCAACUUGGCCCGCAUGCUAUCCAACUUGAUUCUGUUCCUGGGCAGCGCCAUUAACCCGUUAGUCUACGCCAAAAUGCACCGUGAGUUGCGCGGCUUUUUCGUGAAAAUCAAGGCGAGUAUCGUGCCUCACACAUCACGCAAGCAGCAGUAUUCCUUUAGGACUGCACAGUCGGCUUUGUCAGGGAUAUAUCAAACAGCAAAGGUAUCUAACAAACAAUAUCCGUGAGAAAAUAGAAGUAGUUACUGACCACAGGACUUGAUCCAAGAGCCUCUGUUUCAGUAUUACCACACUUUACAGAGAAGGCUACAACAGAUUUGACGUCUUUCAAGACAAAUCAAUAGCAAAAUUGCAACUCGUGGAGUAUGUCCAAACGCCCACUACAAAUACAGAAAGAAAUCUACAAAAAAAUCAUCGAUAAUAAGCUUCAAUCAUUCAUAAUAAACUGUUGAUAAAUCGUAAAAACCAAAAAAAUCGUUUACUUCAACUUUCUGCUCAUCCCAAGCAUCUUUACAUGAAGCAUUUAUGUGCUUAACAAAGCGUACAGUCUCUUUAUCACGGUAAACCAAAGUGAGGCAGUUGGAAGUUGGGCAAAUAGUGAGCAGCUGCAAAAAAAACAAUGGAAAACCCAUGAUAAUGAUGACCACGAAAAGCCACGAAGAACAUAAAAAUGAAACUUGAGUCUACAUCGAUCAUAGGCAGACCUAGUGAAGCUUUCAUGGCAGGAUGACGUUCGAUGGAGAUUUAUAUUGCGUGACUAUAAAAAGAAAGUGGAUUGGAAGUUGAAUAAAUAGAUCAGAUAGUACGAGAGCAUAACCCAUGUUACAGAUAUUUCAGUCUUUAAUUUGCUAUAACUCUCUUUUUGCGACAAGUUGAAAUAUGUUAUUAUGAGAUAGGCUUAUGAAUAUACAUUCUACUGUAAGACUCGGCUGUCGCCAUGUUUGCAACAUUGAAUGAAAAUAAGAUAACAGUCUGCGAGAUUUCUCGGCCUACUUGGACCCUCUUAUUAAGACUGAGCCUAAUUCUAUAAGUUGCCAUUCAGAUAAGCAUAAAAUAUGAUAAAACAUUUAGGUCGAUAUGGUCGAUAUGUCCUUCGCAAUAUCAAAGUGUUAAUGACCGCAACAUUUCUGUUCAGUAUAUCAGAGAAACUGGAUUCUAUAGGUCUUUGAAAAUUUAUUUCUGCAUGUCUUCUUUCGUUAAUCGUGAAACACGUGAGUGAGUUAGCGGCUGCAAGUCAAAAUGAUGCAAGUUAAAUGAUGCAAUCGGCUGGGUGAGUUUGUUAAUCAGAUAUGAAUGUUGAAAUUAAUGACAGCAUGCAUAAUAAUAUAAAUUAUAUCUAAGCACAGAAAUCAAAUUAACCAAUUACCUCCUCAUCCUCGCUAUCAGCAAUGUAUGAAGUGAAGCCACCAAAGGAGGGAUCCCAGUCUAGAAAAUAUAUAUGAAUAUAAUAAUGGAAAUUUCCAACAUAAUGAAAAUUACUGUUUAACCGGACUGUCGAAUAGUGCAUUGAGCCGUAUAGACAGAGUUGUACACUCUUUUGUGUAUACAACAUGACAAUUUAAAGUUGCAGCGAAUUUCGACACAAAUUUCUAAAAUAUUUUACUAUUAAAUUUCCUAAAUGGAAAUUAUAAUGUAAAGAAGUGUAUAAUUAAUUCAACGGUAAUAAUAUAGUAUAAUUAAUAAAGUUCACCUUCAAAAACUUACAAGUGCGCGUUAUUAUGUAAAUUUAUUAUGUUAUUAUGUACUAAAAAAUGUGUCGACGGCCAAUGAAGUUUAAAGAAUACAUGAAAACACAUCACUGUAAACUUUGCUUAGCACUCACUAUCGCAUCUAAAAAACAACAUGGCGUCCAAAGCGAAUUCCUUAAGCGCAGGAUCUGAAUCGUGCAUCAAAGUGUAUGAGCCACGUGCCCAACGACGCACUUCACUGCAACACGAGGGAGCGGAGGCUUUUUCCUGGUCAGCUUUGGAUGACG
Molecule: messenger RNA, 2914 nt
Organism: Rhopilema esculentum
Lineage: Eukaryota; Metazoa; Cnidaria; Scyphozoa; Rhizostomeae; Rhizostomatidae
Product: galanin receptor 2b-like
Biological process (GO): G protein-coupled receptor signaling pathway
Cellular component (GO): membrane
Molecular function (GO): G protein-coupled receptor activity
Source: RefSeq, a predicted model, not a curated record